Gigantopelta aegis is the source of this 1113-nucleotide messenger RNA. Its product is annotated as leucine-rich melanocyte differentiation-associated protein-like. The coding region runs from base 151 to 729 and encodes 192 amino acids. The record is from RefSeq and is a predicted model, not a curated record. NCBI's taxonomy places the organism in Eukaryota, Metazoa, Mollusca, Gastropoda, Neomphalida, Peltospiridae. The transcript is spliced from 5 exons.
UUCACGUGACACCAGCUGCUAAAUAACAACAAACUCAUUUUGAAAAGAAAGAUGUUGUUUAAACUAAGUUAUUGCUUGUGGUUUUAAAACUUCUGAAAUGUAAUGUUGUCAUUGGAGCCAUAUUAUUUAUUAUCGUCUAACCCGAUCUAAAUGGCGGAAAUGGCAGAAGAUGGCGGGAGAGGUUCCGAAAGUCCCAAAAGAAGAUGUACUUUGGCCUAUUUAGAUUUGGCAGAGGUACCACGUGAUUUAGCUGAGAAAUACGGGAGUCUAAUUGAAGAGUUGGAUCUCAGUAAUAACAAAGUUUCAGAUUUACGAUUUCUGUACGAUUUCCCAAAACUUUGCACUCUAAUUCUCGAUCACAACCUCAUCCACUCCCAAGUGAAGUUACCGCCCAUGCCACAGCUUCACACUCUGUGGUUGAAUCACAACAAAAUAAAAAUCUCGGUAAGUAUGUUUAUAUCGACGAUAGCAAAAACAUGUCCAAACCUCCGGUUUCUCUCCAUGAUGAACAACGAAGCUGCUCCCAGCUACUUUAAUGGCGGUUCUUACCAGCAGUAUGUCGACUUUAGAUAUUUUGUUAUCAGUAAACUUGCGUAUCUCCAGGUGCUGGAUGACAAACCAGUCUCACCUGAAGAACGGUCCGAGGCAGAACGGAUUUACAGGAUGCCGGUGAGGCGAACUAAAAAAGUAUCCAGUGGAAAUAAGAAGAAGAGAAAAGAAGAAAGAUAACUCUGGCCGUGGACACGAGUUUGCAUUUUGUUACUGUACAUUCGCACAUUUAUAAGUUAUUAAUUUAGUGUAUAUACAUGUAUAUUACAUUUUGUUAUAGUUACAAACCUGGGGCCUAAUUCACUAAACUCUCGCAACUUUGCGAUCUCGGAGUGCAGUGCUAAAAGACUUACAAAGAGGAUGUUUUGUUGUCUAGCAGAGCCUAAGAGACUGUUGUGAAUUAGGCCGCAGCUGUUAUACAAUUAACUCUAUUUUGAUGGGACGACGUUGCUAAAAAAAAUUGUUAUGCUUCGAUAAACCUCAGAAAAUGACAUCAAAUGAGAUACAUGUAUAAUUACAUAAGGUUGGACUAUACCAAUUCAAAUCCCAUAGGCGACCAUGUUA